Laccaria bicolor S238N-H82 is the source of this 1809-nucleotide messenger RNA. RefSeq lists its product as uncharacterized. Lineage: Eukaryota; Fungi; Basidiomycota; Agaricomycetes; Agaricales; Hydnangiaceae. The annotation marks the transcript as partial. Gene Ontology annotation, molecular function: GTP binding; GTPase activity; translation initiation factor activity. The transcript has 9 exons. Gene Ontology annotation, biological process: translational initiation. The record is from RefSeq and is a predicted model, not a curated record.
AUCCCUUCCACUGUAUUUGUUGGCACUCUCGCGAGGCUUCUCAAAAUGAAACUCCCAAGGCUGCAGCGCAAAAUAAGUCGUUUAGGGUUGGCUAACGAAGCCCCUUACGAUCAUGUACUUACGUCUGAUUAUGCCGCACUUUUGGUUGAAGAAUUUGGGUGUAAUGCGAUUGUAGAUGAUGAAGCAGCGUUUGACCUUCACCCACCGCCAGCGACCCCAGAUUCAAAAAGAUUAUCUCCACGGCCUCCCAUCGUGACUAUCAUGGGCCACGUCGAUCAUGGUAAAACUACGCUGCUUGACACACUGCGUUCCGCAUCCGUGGCCAAGGGCGAGGCUGGCGGUAUCACUCAACACAUAGGGGCUUUUUCUGUGCCAGUUCCAUCCGUAAACGGAGGUAAUACAGAUGGGCCACAAUCCAUCACCUUUCUUGACACUCCAGGUCAUGCUGCUUUUUCGGCCAUGCGCGCACGAGGCGCCGGAGUGACGGACAUCGUUGUUCUUGUCGUUGCAGCAGAUGACGGUAUCAUGCCUCAAACAAAAGAAGUUAUCGGGCUCAUAAAGCAAGACCAGGGCAAAAUCGGUUUGGUAGUUGCGAUCAAUAAAGUCGAUAAACCUGACGCAGAUGUCGAAUCCGUACAACGAGCUCUCUUAGCAGAAGGUAUUCAACUGGAAGCUUAUGGUGGCGAUAUUCCAUCUGUGCGGGUGUCAGGUUUGACUGGUGAAGGGCUUCCCGAUCUUGUUGAAACCCUAUCCGCAGUCGCGGAAAUGCAAGAUUUGUCUGCAGAGACUGAUGGAAACUCGUUUGGCCAUGUUUUAGAAUCGAAGGUUCAGAAAGGGCUUGGCCCCGUUGCGACAGUUCUGGUUCUCCGUGGUUCCUUGAAAAUAGGUGCUCACAUCAUUGGAGGUUUGAGCCAGGGCAAGGUUCGACUGAUGUCCGACUCGGCUGGCGCAACUGUCAAGGUGGCCACUCCCGGAAUGGCAGUCAGUGUUUCUGGUUGGAAGACCCUUCCAAAAGCGGGCGAUGAAGUAAUAGAGGCCAGCGAGGCAGACGUGAAAAAAGCUUUAGCAAAUCGCAUUCGCAAGGCAGAGAUGGAUGCUGUUCUCAAUGAUGUUGACGCCAUCAAUGAAACGAGACGGCAAGAUAAAGAGCGUCGAAAGGAAGAGCCACUAUUGGUCCAAGAGACCGUUACUGGUCCCAAGCAGUUGAGAAUCAUCAUCAAGGCCGACGUCAGCGGCAGUGCAGAGGCGGUUGAAGGCGCCCUACAAUGUAUAGGCAACAAGGUUGUAGCCACAAAGAUUCUGUCAUCAGGCGUUGGCGAUAUAUCUGAGUCCGAUGUGAUGAUUGCGAAAGCGUCAGAGGCAACCAUCGUUGGCUUCUCCGUCUCAACUCCCCGCAGCAUAGAAACGCUUGCAGCUCAGAAUGGCGUCCCAAUUUGCUCCUCAAACAUUAUAUACCGGCUAGUGGAGGACAUCCGGGCUCGCGUCACCGCCUUAUUACCCGUUACUGUUGAGACAAAGGUGACGGGGGAAGCUACAGUUCUUCAGCUUUUCGACAUUCAACUUAAGGCCAAGCAAAUAAAGAAAAUAGCUGGAUGUCGUGUUACCAAUGGUCUUGUGGAAAAAAGCAAAUUCGCUCGCAUUGUUCGAGGUGGAAAAAUGAUCCAUGAAGGAUCCCUGGACACUUUACGUCAACUCAAGAAGGAUGUCGUGGAAGUGCGCAAAGGCAUUGAAUGCGGUCUGUGCUUCUGCGGUUUUACCGACAUUCGGGAAGGCGAUCUAAUUCAGAUGUUCGACAAAAUAGAGAAGCCC